AUGCCGCUGAAGUGGCCUGCUAGUGUGGUGUUUUCAGUACCAACUGCAGGAAAUUUAAUUUACUGCUCUGGUCUCAUAUUGGCCCGCUGUGGCAGCAAAGGAAUUCGUUUAAAAAACCUAGUGACAAUCGAAAAUGAAUCACUUCUACGCAGAACUCUUGUUACUUUGAAGAAGUGCGGAAAGUUUGCUUCCAUAUGGGUGGCAACAGAUUGUAACACAAUCGCCCAUGAGGCUUUGCUCUCAGGAGCUCGUGUAUUCAGGCGUUCCUCGCUAAGUGCCACUGAUACUGCUCCGUCAAUCAUGGCAGUAGAAGAAUUUCUCAUGCAAAGACCAGAAGUUAACAUUGUUGCACUCUUUCAGUGCACCUCUCCGUUCUUAGCACUGCCAUUCAUUCAUCGGGCAUUUGAGCUGCUGUCACAGGGUUAUGACUCGGUGUUCUCAGCAAACCGUGUGUACAAGCUGAGAUGGCAUCUGACAUCAGGCGGAGUGGCCCAGGCGGGCAACUUCGACCCAGCUCGGCGGCCGCGGCGGCAGGACUGGAGCGGCGAGCUGGUGGAGAACGGCAUGUUCUACUUCGUGGCGAGGCACCUCGUGGAGGAGGGCCUGCUGCAGGGCGGCCGGUGA
Molecule: messenger RNA, 624 nt
Organism: Thrips palmi
Lineage: Eukaryota; Metazoa; Arthropoda; Insecta; Thysanoptera; Thripidae
Gene: Csas
Product: N-acylneuraminate cytidylyltransferase
Exons: 5
Coding region: 1-624 (207 amino acids)
Molecular function (GO): N-acylneuraminate cytidylyltransferase activity
Source: RefSeq, a predicted model, not a curated record